Molecule: messenger RNA, 1406 nt
Organism: Racocetra persica
Lineage: Eukaryota; Fungi; Glomeromycota; Glomeromycetes; Diversisporales; Gigasporaceae
Source: the annotation of a GenBank genome assembly
ACAACAAUAAUCAACUAGUAGCUUCAACAAACGACUCGGAUCAAAAGACAGAUGAUAAGAAUAUCAGACCAACUUCCAAUAUCACAAAACAAAAAGAGGGCAGAACAAAUCUUUUACAAGCGACAUUCCAAAAAGUGUUUCAUGUAAAACCGUCAGUUGAUAAACCAAAAACCUCCAAAAGUUCGAAAAAUUCCGUUGGUCCUGAAGAUGAACGAACCGAAAAAAAAAAUAAUACUCGACCCAUGAAUCCAAGUGCUUCAAAACCACGUUUUCAGAAACUCAAUAAUGGAUCACAUGUUCACAAUUUGAAACCCAAAAAAGUUUAUCAUAUUAAUAAUCUCUUAAAAGAACUUGGGAUUCAUGGACAUGCUCCAAUGGAUGAAAAAUCUCAAAAAGAGGAAAAUGCUACGAAAAGAAAAUCGAUGAAAUCUACUUGUUCUGAUUUGUCGGAAAAAUAUGGAACGCCCCAGGAGGUCAUUGGCAAAGGUGCGUUUGGCACUGUCCGUGUUGCUCACAAAACAGAACCAAAAGUACCGGGUGAAAAGCUUUUUGCUGUUAAGGAAUUCAAAAAGUUCCAUAACGAACCUCCAAAAAAAUAUAUCAAACGCUCGAUAUCCGAAUUUUGUAUUUCCUCUCCCCUUCACCAUAUUAAUAUAAUUGACACAAUAGAAUUGCUUCAGGAUACCCAAGGAUGCUAUUGUGCAGUUAUGGAAUAUUGUGCUGGUGGAGAUUUAUCUUCCUUGAUUGCUUCUUCGGGUGGCUUGGAACAAAGUGAAGCUGAUUGUUUCUUUGGGCAAUUGAUUAAUGGUGUCAAAUAUUUGCAUGAGUGUGGUGUUGCUCAUAGGGAUCUUAAACUUGGAAAUCUUGUUCUCACCUCGACCGGAUGUCUCAAAAUUACGGAUUUCGGAAAUGGUGAAUGUUUCAAGAUGGCAUGGGAAACACAUACUCAUUUAUCACGUGGGGCUUGCGGUAGUGGUCCUUACAUUGCUCCCGAAGCGUUUACUGGUAAAUGGUUUGAUCCAAGGCCUGUUGAUGUUUGGGCUUGUGGAAUCAUUUACAUGAAGAUGAUUACUGGUGGAUUUCUUUGGAGUAUCGCCAAAGAACAUGAAGAUUUGGAUUACAGUAUCUACCUAGCGUCAAGAGAACAUGAAGAAUAUUUUUUAGCACCUUUUAAAAGAUUAACAGAGGAUCAACGUCGUAUGAUGUUCAAAAUAAUAGAACCAAAUCCCGACUUACGUAUCACUGCCGAGCAAAUUACAGAGGAUCCUUGGUUCAAAGGUCUUGAUAUUUGUCAUAAGCCAUUACCAACAAAUAAUCAUUUUCCUACAAAAACAACGUGUGGUACGAAUGCUACGAAUGGGCAAACGACAAAUAUGAACGAAUUACCUAUCAUAAACAUGGCAUAG